This is a messenger RNA of Cannabis sativa, 840 nucleotides long. RefSeq lists its product as uncharacterized. The record is from RefSeq and is a predicted model, not a curated record. NCBI's taxonomy places the organism in Eukaryota, Viridiplantae, Streptophyta, Magnoliopsida, Rosales, Cannabaceae. Bases 1 to 840 code for a protein of 279 amino acids. The transcript has 3 exons.
AUGUUGGGAGUUAAUGAGGCAGGUGGUGAUAGCACAUAUUUGGGGCUGCCAAAUAUUGUGGGGCAUAAUAAAACGGCCUUACUUGGGUUUUUGAAGGAAAAAAUGCGGAAAAAGAUUCAAGGUUGGGAAGGAAGAUUGCUUUCUCGACCAAGGAAGGAAUUGCUCAUAAAAACUGUUGCCCAAUCUCUUCCUAGUUAUGCAAUGAAUGUUUUUUUGCUCCCUGUGGAAACUUGUAAUGAGAUCAAGCAAUUGAUGUGUAAGUUUUGGUGGCGAUCGUCUAAAAAUAACAAAGGCAUCCAUUGGAAAAAGUGGGAUAGAUUGACGGUGCAUAAGUCUAAAGUUGGUAUGGGAUUUCGAAAUCUGAGAGACUUUAACUUGAGUUUGCUUUGUAAACAAGGAUGGAGACUUUUUAGUCAUCUGGACUCUCUCGUCAGUAAGCUUUUUAAAGCUAGAUACUACCGCAAUGGUACAUUUUUAAAUGCGGAGUUAGGUAGCAAUCCAAAUGAUGAUAAUCCAAGGGUAACAUCUAUUAAUCCUGCUCUUGUUGAUCAAAAUGUUAAAGCGCUUAUGGAAACUGAUUCGCUGGCUUGGGAUAUCAACUUGAAGCUAAGUGUUCCCCCAAAAGUGAAAGACUUGUUAUGGCAGGCUGCUACUAAUUGUUUGCCGACAAAAAUAAGACUACGCUCUAUAUAUGUGCUGGUUGAUGCCGUUUUCCCUGUGUGCAAAGACACUGAUGAAACAAUCUACCAUAGCCUGGUGGAUUGCUCUUUUGCCAAGGGAUGUUGGCAACGGUUGGCUACUGGUGUUAAUCUGACAGCAGUUGGUUCUUUGGCCAACUAG